Molecule: messenger RNA, 3191 nt
Organism: Cannabis sativa
Lineage: Eukaryota; Viridiplantae; Streptophyta; Magnoliopsida; Rosales; Cannabaceae
Exons: 2
Coding region: 810-1724 (304 amino acids)
Source: RefSeq, a predicted model, not a curated record
AAGUUGUAGUUUGGAUUUUACUAUUGUUAUGAAUUUGUUUUGAAAAAUUGGAUGGUUUAGACACAAGAUUCAUGAGUUAAUGAGAUACACUAUUGAUAAAAACUAUGGCAGUUUGGAUUUUUUGUGUAUAUGAAUUAUUGGAGAAGUUAUUGAAAUUGGUUAUGACAGUUAGUAGUGAAGCAUUGUUUUGUUAAUUCUGAUAUUAAAUGUUUUCCAACUGGUUUUGUACUCUGUUCAUUAUGAAUUAAGAGGUACAAGGUACCCAGAUUGGUUAAGUUUGGGGGAAUUUUGUCUAUUCAUGUGUGUGCUUUAUGUUCUUGGUUCUCACGGAUUGUACCAACUCGUUUGUACCACUUUUUAGUUAUGGGAGUUAGUAGUUAAGUGUUGUUUUGUUCAUUGUUUUGGUUGUGGAAAUCAUUUAAUUGAAAAGAGUUUCACAUCAUUUUAAUGUACUUUAAUGUGUAACAUGCAAGAAGCAUGAAAUGUGUGUUUGAAAUCUGAAUUUUUUCAAUGUCGAAUUGUUAAGUUGAUUUGAUGUGAUUUUAGGUGAUUACAAUGCACGAUUUUCAUUGUGUUUUGGUCAAUUAUUUAUUUUUAUAUAGUGUAUUUGCUGAAAUAUGUAGUCCUUAACGUUUAAAUUUGUUUAUCUUUAAUUUGGUUAGGUUCAUCAUACAUGGAUGGGAAACGCAAAAGGAAAGGGGGAAUUGAACCCGUAAAGAAGGAUGUGACCCCCGAGCCGAACGAUAAUGCGGUUGCUUGGAGAAUUUUCUUGUAAGUUUUGAAUGAUGGAUAGUUGUUUACUCGUGUGAAUGAUGUGUAACAUUUAUUUUAUUAUAUAUUUGAUUGAAAUUAUGUCCACAUGUAGCAAUGCGAACUACAAAGCCCUUCGAGCAGCUGAGAAGGGAUUAACUGAGAAAGAGGCUACCGACAAAUUGAAAGUGCAAUAUAAAGGUUUCACCGACGAGGAGAAGUCUGAGUGGAGAAGCUAUGACCCUAACCCUAAUCCCGCUAAGAAGGCGGUGCAAACAAGGGGGAGGAAACCAAAGGCAGCUGAUGCCAAGGGGAAGAAAGUGGAGGUGGAUGAGGAAGAGGGUGCUCCUGAAAGUGAAGAAGCAUCUGUGUACGGUCGAUGCUCCUUCAACCGUUUAAUCAGGAUUUGCAAGAACCUGAACCUGGAGCAGAAAGAUGUGAUCCAAAAUGCUGGAUUUGGAUCAUUCAUCAGAGAGGAUGCACCAUAUGUUGACACCCGACUAGUGAGUUGGUUAAUCAAACAUGUUGACCCAACCACUAGCAUACUGGAUUUGUAUGGGAGGAAAAUUCACUUAUCUGCCGCGAUGUUCGGAGAUGUUAUGGGGGUGGACGACGGAGGGGAUCCUGUAGUCACCGAGGGUGAUAGUGACACUCGAUAUCUGGAGGAGAUAUUGAACGUUGUCGAGUACACCGUGUCCUUGACAGGGUUGGAGAAAUCUUUGUUGGAGUGCGCUGAGGCAGACAGCCUAUUUCUGAUUAAAUUUUCUUUGGUGGUCAUAGGGACAGUCCUUGCGCCGAAAAUGGGGGUCGAUAUCACUUUGGGGUACUUGCACUCCCUUAGGGUUACUAGGGACAUUCGCCACAAGAACUGGGCGACUGUGGGGUUUAGGUAUCUGAUGAACUCAAUUUUCAGAUUUCGAAAUAAGGCCACGAAGAAUGUAUCUGGCUGCACCUUAUUCCUCCAGGUACAUUGAUUUUGUUAUCUUUCAUUUAUGUAAAUGUGUUUAUUCAGUUUCUAAUAUAAUAUUGUGAUUUAUUAGUCGAAUGUAUUACUAAUACAUUGUUUGUUUGUGACAGUUGGUGUACUUGACUCACGUGGAGUGGAACUUUGGUUAUGUCGACCGAACAGUGCUCCCCGUUGAUUUUUGGGGUAGUAAACAAUGUAAGUCCGCUUACAAAUUUGUGAAAGACAAUGGGGGUCCCAACAGCGACAAGGUACAUCGAAUUUUGGUUAUAAUGUGGUAAUGUGAUUUCAGUUGAUAUUAAUUAUUUUGGGUUUGAAAAAUUAAAUUUGUUAAAUUUGUUAUGUUUAACAGAUAACGCUCACUUCGAAUCCCGUAAUACUGCCCAACUACUACUCCGACUCUGAAGGAAGAAAGAGCAGUGAUCACUUUGUCAGCUCUAUCAACGAGUUGAAGGAGUACUUCUCCAAUGAGUUAAAGUCUCAGUUGAGAUCAUUUUCUUUGAAAUUUAUGGACAAAGGAGAAGGUGUAGGUGGUAUUGACGAGAGUUGGAGGAGGAUGCUGCUGCGGAAACGGGGAAGAAGGCGGAGUGCAGCCAGGCCGUGGAGGAGUCCCCGUUGAAGUCCCCUGUCCGUUCAAAGACUAAUGUUGUUGGUCUAUCCGACGAAAAUGUGGUGGAUUCUGUAAGUACGCCUUCACUAUCUGUUACAAAAUCUGUUGAAGAUGAAGGUGCUGCACAUAAGACCUUCGACGAUGAGGACUUUGAUAUAGUCGAAGUGGCAUCUUUCUGGAAUAAAGGCAAAGCCCUCGUCAAACCAAAGAAGACACAGUCGGAGAAUCUGCCUUUAAUUGAGGAUGACUUCAACGAUAAGGCGUACGAGCAAUUCAUUGAGUCGGGCAGAACUGUUGUCAGGCCUUUCAAGACGAAGGAAGCGAUCCCCCGUAACCAAUAUGGGUUUUACAAGUUUAUUUUUAGCAACACAUUAGAUCCGGGGUAAGUAAAUGUUAUUUUCGUAUUUCUCAUUAUGAUAUACUUGUAGAAAUUUUUAAUAACAGUUACAUUGAUUACAAUUGAAUCAGAUAUGUGCUUGCGAAAUUUCGAAAGUUUGAAGUGGAUAGGAGGUGCAUGGCAUCGUUGCGACCGUUGCGAGAAGUUGAGGGAUCCGUAAGUGUCAAAGUAUUAACUAAAUAUGUAUCAUUUAUUGUACAUGUGUAAAUCAUAUUUCAUUUUGUUGCAGAUCAUUGACUGUUUUUCUAUACUAAUGAACAAGUAUGAACGUGAUAGUCGAUUACCUGACCAACCUCGUGUUUGGUACAUGCCCACUCGCAUCUCGGUAAUUGCUUUGCUGUACAACUUAUUUUAAAUUUUGUAAUUCAGUUUGGUUGUAAUUUCUGUUACUUGACAAGAUGAACAAUGCUUUUGCAGCAAAAAACUCUCGGUUCGUUUAAUGUGAAGAGGAUUGCGAAAGACCGGGAGUG